CUGCAGCAGCUUCUAGAAGUACAUAAGAAGAGUCUGAGGAGGAGAUGUGAACGUGUGACUGAAGGAAGUGAUGAAGCAGGAGGAGGAAGCCUCCUCAACAGGAUCUACACUGAGCUCCACAUCACAGAGGAACACAGUGAGGAGCUUCAGAGGGAACCUGAGCUGAAGCUUCUGGAGACAGCUUCCAGGAAGAAGAGUCUCCGUCACUCUGCCAUCAGGGAGGAGAGCCUCCGUCACUCUGCCAUCAGGAAGAAGAGCCUCCGUCACUCUGCCAUCAGGGUUCAGGACAUCUUCAAAGCCUCAGCCCAGCAGCUCAGACACAUCCGAGUGGUUGUGACCAGCGGCGUGGCCGGCAGUGGAAAAACCUUCUCGGUGCACAAGUUCAGUCUGGACUGGGCCGAGGGCCUGGAGAACCAGGAUGUGGGGGUGCUGGUGGUGCUCUCCUUCAGGGAGCUGAACCUGCUGGGAGAGCGGCCGUACAGCCUCCUCUCGCUGCUGGCUGUUUUCCAUCCCACGCUCCAGAAGCUGACGGCAGAGCAGCUGGAUGUCUGCAGGCUGCUCUUCAUCUUGGACGGUCUGGAUGAAAGCAGACUUUCUCUGGACUUCAGCAGCAGCCGGCGGCUGCUUGACGUCUCCCAGCAGUCUUCAGUCAGCGAGCUGCUCACUAACCUCAUCCGGGGGGAUCUGCUGCCCUCGGCUCGGGUCUGGAUCACUUCCCGACCGGCGGCGGCCCAUCAGAUCCCUCCAACAUGUGUGGACAGACUGACAGAAGUGCGAGGCUUCACUGACUCCCAGAAGGAGGAGUACUUCAGGAGGAGGCUGAGUGAUGAGGAGCUGAGCAGCAGGAUCAUCUCCCACAUCCUGACCUCCAGGAGCCUCCACAUCAUGUGUGGAAUCCCAGUCUUCUGCUGGAUCACUGCUACAGUUCUGGAGCACAUGUUGAGCAGCGAGCAGAGAGGAGAGCUGCCCCAGACCCUGACUGACAUGUACUCCCACUUUGUGCUGGUUCAGACACACAGGAAGAAGCUCAAGUACCAUGAAGGACCUGAGACGGGUCCACAGGAGCUGACGGAGGCUGACAGGGAGCUUCUUCUGAAGCUGGGCAGGAUGGCCUUGGAACAUCUGGACAAAGGAAACAUCCUGUUCUACCAAGAAGACCUGGAGCAGUGUGGUCUGGAUGUGACUGAGGCCUCGCUGUACUCUGGAAUCUGUACUCAGAUCUUCAGAAGAGAGUCUGUGAUCUUCCAGAAAGCCGUCUACAGCUUCGUCCAUCUGAGUGUUCAGGAGUUUCUGGCUGCAGUCUCCAUGUUCCACUGUUUCACCAGCAGGAAGAGAGACGAGCUGAAGACCUUCUUUGGAGAGGAUCAUGCUUUCAGAUCUCUUGAUGAUUUGCUGGUGGUCAUCCUGGAGAAAUCCGUCAGAAGUGGGAACGGCCACCUGGACCUGUUUGUCCGCUUCCUUCAUGGCCUCUCUCUGGAAUCCAACCAGAGACUCUUAGAAGGUCUGCUGGGUCAGACAGAGAUCAGUCCAGAAACGAUCCAGAGAGUCAUCCAGAACCUGAAGGAGAUCAACAGUGAAAAAGUGUCUCCUGACAGAUGCAUCAACAUCUUCCACUGUCUGACGGAGAUGAAGGACCUCUCAGUACAUCAGGAGAUCCAAGAGUUCCUGAAGUCAGAGAACACAUCAGAGAAGAGACUCUCUGGGAUCCACUGCUCAGCUCUGGCCUACAUGCUGCAGAUGUCAGACCAGGUCCUGGAGGAGUUAAACCUGGAGAACUACAACACAUCAGAGGAGGGACGAUUCAGACUGAUCCCAGCUGUGAAGAACUGCAGGAAGGCUGAGCUUUCUGAAUGUGGACUCUCUGAUCCUCACUGUGAAGUGAUCUCCUCAGCUCUGAAGUCUGACCCCUCCCAUCUGAAACAUCUGAACCUGAGUGACAACUACCUGGAGGAUUCAUCAGUGGAGAUUCUGUGUUCUGGACUGGAGAGUCCAAACUGUAAACUGGAGACUCUGAGGUUGAUGGACUGCAUGUUGUCAGAGAUCAACUGUUCUUCUCUGGCCUCAGCUCUGAAGUCCAACCCCUCCCUCCAGAAACAUCUGGAACAUCUGGACCUGAGCUGGAACCCUCUUCAGGAUCCAGGAGUUUCUCAGCUGUGUGGUUUUCUGCAGAGUCCACUCUGCCGUCUGAAGACUCUGAGGUUGAGGGGCUGCAGGUUGUCAGAGAUCAGCUGUUCUUCUCUGGCCUCAGCUCUGAAGUCCAACCCCUCCCUCCAGAAACAUCUGGAACAUCUGGACCUGAGCCGGAACCCUCUUCAGGAUCCAGGAGUUUCUCAGCUGUGUGGUUUUCUGCAGAGUCCACUCUGCCGUCUGAAGACUCUGAGGUUGAGGGAAUGCAGGUUGUCAGAGAUCAGCUGUUCUUCUCUGGCCUCAGCUCUGAAGUCCAACCCCUCCCUCCAGAAACAUCUGGAACAUCUGGACCUCAGUGACAACGAUGAUGUUCGUGAUUCAGGAGUUUCUCAGCUGUGUGGUUUUCUGCAGAGUCCACUCUGCCGUCUGAAGACUCUGAGGUUGUGGGGCUGCAGGUUGUCAGAGAUCAGCUGUUCUUCUCUGGCCUCAGCUCUGAAGUCCAACCCCUCCCACCUGAAGGAGCUCGACCUGCGUUCCAACCAGCUGCAGGAUCCAGAUGUGCAGCAGCUGGUUGAUCUUCAGCAGAGUCCAGACUGCAGCCUGCAGACUCUGAGGCUUUCUGGCUGUGAACUCUCUGGUCCUCACUGUGAAGUGAUCUCCUCAGCGCUGAAGUCUGACCCCUCCCAUCUGAAACUUCUAGACCUGAGUAGGAACAACCUGGAGGAUUCAUCAGUGGAGAUUAUGUGUUCUGGACUGGAGAGUCCAAACUGUAAACUGGAGACUCUGAGGUUGGAGUUCAGUUUGUCAGAGAUCAGCUGUUCUGCUCUGGCCUCAGCUCUGAAGUCCAACCCCUCCCUCCAGAAACAUCUGGAACAUCUGGACCUGAGCUGGAACCCUCUUCAGGAUCCAGGAGUUGAGCAGCUGUGUGGUUUUCUGGAGAGUCCACUCUGUCGUCUGCAGACUCUGAGGUUGACGAGCUGCAGUUUGUCAGAGAUCAGCUGUUCUUCUGUGGCCUCAGCUCUGAAGUCCAACCCCUCCCUCCAGAAACAUCUGGAACAUCUGGACCUGAGCUUGAACCCUCUUCAGGAUCCAGGAGUUUCUCAGCUGUGUGGUUUUCUGCAGAGUCCACUCUGCCGUCUGAAGACUCUGAGGUUGAUUUACUGCAGGUUGUCAAAGAUCAGCUGUUCUUCUCUGGCCUCAGCUCUGAAGUCCAACCCCUCCCACCUGAAGGAGCUCGACCUGCGUGACAACCAGCUGCAGGCUCCAGAUGUGCAGCAGCUGGUUGAUCUUCAGCAGAGUCCAGACUGCAGCCUGCAGACUCUGAGGUACGAGGGAGUCUUCGAGUACGACGAUGAGGAUGACGAUCAGGAUUACUCUGAGGACGACUAUAAGGAUGACUCUGAGGACGACUGAGAGCAGAGCUUCAUCCAGAGGACCUAGCAGAAGCUCCGAGUGUCAGUGGUACAGUGUGAAGAGCUGUGAGAGUCCAGCAUCGAACCAGGGUUCCUCAGGAUGUGACAAAGAUUAAUCGCUGUGUGUCCUCCUCCUCCUCCUCCUCCUCCUCCUCCUCUUCCUCCUCCCUGUUUGAGACAUUCCUCUUUCUAGUCAAUCUCAUCACCUUGUGGGCUCUAAAGAACUGAUGUUGGCUGAAAAUAUAAAAUCAGUUUGUAAACUGAAGUCUGUCAGGAAAUUCCUCGUUAUCAGUCUUUUCAUGUGAUCUGUAAUCCAUUUCUCUCUGAGCUCAGUCAAUACUGAACAGUUUUCAGUAGCUUAAAUGAAAGUGAGCAGAAAGAAGAAUGAACUAAUCUUCUCUGCUCCUUCAUCUCAUGUCAUCAUAUUCUGUCAACAUUGAAAACCAGCAGCAAACAACAGAAACCCCAGAGGAGAACCAGCAGACAACUCCCAGACAGCAGCAGAGUGAGCGGCCUGCAGCCUCUCUGGCUCUUCACACUGCUGCUUCAUAUCAGAUCCUCUUUGUGCUUCUUUGUGUUUUGAUGGUGACUCGGAUCUAAAACAUAGUGAAUGUGGUGUGUGAGUUACAUUCUUCUGAUUCUAGAUCUGGAUUGUUCCAUAACUGGACUCCUUGUACUGAACUGCAACGUUCCCUCACUGUGGUUCAACAUUUAGGUUUGGUGAAGAUCCCUGUUCCUUCAAGUUGUAGUUACUUUCUCUUUUUUUAAAUCUGCUCUGAAUAUCUAUGGCUGAAGUGUUCUUUGUACUUUAUACAUAAUUUGCAGAAUAUUAAAAUCCACCAUGUCAUGAAAUUUCAACGAUUUUAACUAAAACAACAAUAUUCGUAAUUCAAGAAACUUGCUUAAAACAAUCAAUAAUUCCAGUGAUUUCAAUAGAAAGAUAAAACCGCAACAUUAACCCCCCCCCUUUUUUUUUUUUAUUCUGCUGAAAAAGGAGUGGGAAGAAGAAAACUUAUUUAAUCCCAGUCCAAAGUCCUCAUCAGUCACUUGAUGGUGAAUUUUCAAACGCUUCCUGUCAUCAAGUCAAAGACAGCGAGAACCAGAGAGUAACGGGCUCAACAGCAACUGUUGAAUAAUGCACCUCGAUGCCCGCGUUAUUCAGGACUCGCCGCCCACAAAGGAGAUAAAUGACGUGACUAUAGCUGACGUUGGAAUCACGAGCGCUGUGUGGCCUUCCACACCUCAACAUGAGAGAACCAUAUCAUGAAGCUCCAAAUAGAGUCCCUUGAGAGAAGAGUGGAGCAAUAUCGAACUGCUCUUCGACGUUUCCGCCCCCACAGGAAGCAGUUCCCACUGGACCUAACAAUACCCCAAGCCAUACUGAGUGGUGCACCACUGCUUGUGUCCCUCUGUUUGGUCGUUACAGUCACACGGUUAGUAUUAAUCAUUUAUUAGUGUGUGAACCACGUUAUUAAUCUUUUUGUACUAUACUUUUAGUAUAUUCAUACGUGUGUGCUGAAACCAUAACCUCCUUGAAAGAUGCAAAAUGAGCCACAGUCUGCGGUUUGAGUCAUGUGUCACCUGCUGGUCCAAUAGGAGAGCACAAAAUAUUCAAGAUGGCUGCGACCAGGCUGCGAUCUUCCAGCAGCUCAGAGGAUGAAAACACAACGAAAACUUUUAAAAAGUCAUCAAAAAUUUGCUAUGUGCACCUGAUAUCUGAGAAAAAAGAACAAAGACAGAAUUUUUCGGCAACACGAUGGGAAACAUUCAGACACUGCGCCAAACGAUAGCUUUGUUUGAUUCUGUCUUUACCCUUUGGAGAGACCAGAACCUCUAUUUUCUGUGAGGCCGAAUUGUGCACUUUAUUCAUCUGAAUUGUUUUUUUGUUUUCUGCGUUUAUGCCUGAAGAAGACAGACUCCAGUCGAAACGUCGCGAGUAAAAGCAUGCAUUUAAGGAUUAUUUCCUAUUUCUCAUUCAGUACUUUCUUUUUCGUUUUCUUUAUUUUGCCAGCCUUAUUUAUUUUUUUAUUCCUGCCAAUUCGGCGUCGGUGAUGUGGGAGGAAAGUGAGGGGUGGACGGUGGUUCACCGCGAUGUGCCCCGCAGCCGUGUGCGCUUCCAAGACGCUCCACAGGAAACUUCCCGGAGCGCCGGGGAGGGUCCGGAGGGGAGCGGGGGGGAGAGAGCUUCAUCCUGGGAAGGACCGGCUGGGGGCAGGAUGAUCAUGACAGAGUUUGUGUUCAGCACUUAUUGGGACUCAUACCUUCUCAGGCUGUGACUGUACUGGUGCUUUUCAUGGCGAGGGGAAAAAGAGAAGUUUUCUGUAGCUUGUGAGAAAGCAGGAUACCUCACUGCAUUUUCAAAUCUAGGUAGAAGUUUUAACCUGGACCAGUUCAUCUUUGAAGUACUUUGCAAAUAUGUGUGCCACCUGUAUGGCCUGUCAUCUGCUGAAAAUGUGAACGAUGCAAGAUACAGAGCGUUCUGCAUGGCAUCAUCAGCUUUGCCAGAACUAUCAAUGCCUCCAACACGUGAUGCUCGACACCAACACUGCAAAAGGUCAAACUCCCAAGCAGCAAUGAUGAGACAUUGUCUGAAAGGUGUUAUGUUUGCAGCCUCACCCAUUGGCAGAGGACGGCACACUGAAGAUGGGGGUUAACAGUGACCUGGAUGACUAAAAGUGUGAAUGUAUGAAUGUCAAUUUGUGAGAGAUCUUGUGUUGCUAAAGUGGAUGUUGAUGAAUAAAACAAGUGAAUUUAGCACCAAAGAAUUUUCAUUUUAUUCAAAUGUGGCUUCUGACAAAAAACUGCAGCAUGUAUUGUGGAGAACUUUUAAUGUAAAGUCUGUCAGGGUUUUUUCUAAACAAAAAUGCAUCUCUCAUCCCAGACAUGGGAACGAAAAUCAUUUUCUAGCCACUUUUUCAUGGUUCACCUUGUGGCCUAUCUGAUAUGUUUGCAACUUUCCUGGGCUUGCUGUGAACUGUGGACUGGUGAUGUGAUGAGAUGUCAUGCAGUCAUUACAAUGUGGGGAAAAUGUAUAGACAAGAAUGUGGUGAAUUUCAGGAAAGUUUGUUGAAAGUUUAAAACUACUUUCUGGUUUUUGUGAGUUCACUUUAAUUAAA
This is a messenger RNA of Salarias fasciatus (jewelled blenny), 6655 nucleotides long. Its product is annotated as NACHT, LRR and PYD domains-containing protein 12-like. The annotation marks the transcript as partial. The record is from RefSeq and is a predicted model, not a curated record. Gene Ontology annotation, molecular function: protein binding. NCBI's taxonomy places the organism in Eukaryota, Metazoa, Chordata, Actinopteri, Blenniiformes, Blenniidae. The transcript has 11 exons.